This is a messenger RNA of Asterias rubens (European starfish), 870 nucleotides long. RefSeq names its product trichohyalin-like. Bases 3 to 806 code for a protein of 267 amino acids. Lineage: Eukaryota; Metazoa; Echinodermata; Asteroidea; Forcipulatida; Asteriidae. The record is from RefSeq and is a predicted model, not a curated record. The transcript is spliced from 3 exons.
AAAUGCUCCCAAACACAAGUAGCAAGCCUGCUACUGAUAAGAAGAAGAAGUCACAAUGGACCGAAGUUAUGGAGACUUGCUUACUGCGAGAACUAGUGGUUCAAAACCCCUUUAAGCACCGACACGGGUCACUGGAGAGAGGAAAGGUAUGGGAGCAGGUCGCCACAGCUCUCAAUCCUCUAACACAAUCCAUAACCCUCAACCAAAGGACCGUCAGAGACAAGUACAAGGGGCUGAAAUCCAAACUAAAGCAAACAAACAACAGGGAAAAGGCUGCUUCUGGCAUCGGCACAGAGGAAACAGAGGCACAAAGAGAGAUAAGAGAACUAAUUCAGCAGUUGGAAGAGAUGGAGUUAGAUGCUGAGCUGAUCCCACCUCAGAAAAAGGAUGAUGAAGAGCAGAAGCGGUUAGAUGGGGUAGAAAUGCAGAAACUUAUGUUGGAGAGGUUUUCUGAGACCAAAAAGAGACAGAAUGGUGACAAAACCACACCGAGAAAGAGAAGAAACACUGGUUUGGAGACCUUCUCUAUCAUAGAGAGAAAGAUGGAGUUGGAUCAACAACUUAAAAAAGAUGAGAUGAUAAGAAGAAAGGAGGAAGAGGAAAAAAGAAAGCAAGAAGAAAGAGACAGGGAACAGCGGUUCGAGCUUCUGCAGCAGCAACAGAUGCAACACCAACAGCAAAUGCAACAACAGCAACAACAAAUGCAACAACAGCUUAUUCAGCAGCAACAAUUUAUGCAGCAACAAGCACAGCAGAUGCAGACCAUGAUGAUGGCAAUGUUUAAAACUAUUGACAAGAAAGACUAAAGGCUAAAAUCAGAGAAGCUCAUCAGCUGUUUGUUUGUUUGUUUGUUUGUGUUACUAAACUUUG